Molecule: messenger RNA, 2499 nt
Organism: Pelobates fuscus (common spadefoot toad)
Lineage: Eukaryota; Metazoa; Chordata; Amphibia; Anura; Pelobatidae
Gene: PLPP2
Product: phospholipid phosphatase 2
Exons: 6
Coding region: 46-897 (283 amino acids)
Biological process (GO): phospholipid metabolic process; phospholipid dephosphorylation; signal transduction
Cellular component (GO): plasma membrane
Molecular function (GO): phosphatidate phosphatase activity
Source: RefSeq, a predicted model, not a curated record
GCUCAGUCUGGUCCCGGAGUGUGGACCGGAGCGGGUGGGGGGAGGAUGUUGCCCGGCAGGAGGAACGUUUAUGUGCUGCUGGACAUCCUAUGUGUCUGUGUCGCAUCCCUUCCAUUCAUUAUUAUGACCCUGGUGAACUCUCCAUACAAGAGGGGAUUCUACUGCGAUGAUGAGUCUAUUAGAUACCCAUAUCGGGAGGAUACUAUUACUCAUGGGCUGAUGGCUGGAGUCACCAUUUCUUGCACUGUUAUAAUAAUUACUUCAGGAGAAAUGUACAUGGUAUUUUCCAAGAGACUAUACUCUCGCUCUGAGUGUAAUAACUAUGUUGCUGCACUCUACAAGGUUGUUGGAACCUUUCUUUUUGGAGCUUCCGUAAGCCAAUCUCUCACUGAUCUUGCCAAGUACAUGAUUGGUCGGCCAAGGCCCAACUUCCUGGCGGUGUGUAACCCCGAAUGGACUUCUGUCAACUGCUCUGGAUAUGUGACUGACUUUGUCUGCCGUGGAAGCCCUGCCAACGUUACAGAGUCUAGACUCUCCUUCUACUCUGGGCACUCAUCAUUUGGAAUGUACUGCAUGCUGUUUCUGUCUCUGUAUGUCCAGGCCCGGCUGUGUGGUAAAUGGGCUCGCCUCCUCAGGCCCACAGUGCAGUUUUUCCUACUCUCCUUUGCACUCUAUGUUGGGUACACCCGUGUGUCUGAUUACAAGCACCAUUGGAGCGAUGUCCUUGUGGGACUUCUGCAAGGGGCACUAGUGGCUGCUCUUACUGUUCGAUAUGUCUCAGAUUUUUUCAAGGUCAGACCACCACAACAAACCAGCAAGGACCCUCUUGAGAGCAAACCAAGCCUCCAACUUUGUGAAUCAGAUCAAAAUCACUUUGGAUAUCUGGGGGGAUCCUGAGACACACGCAUCCAGCACCUUGCCUCCCUGUGAGCAAUACUAACCAUUUCCUAGGGAUGCUCAAGCUCUAAUGGACAAUUCCUGUACACUAGCCAAUCCAACAGGCUCAUGGACUUAACGAGCGAAUUCUACUGGUUGAAAUUUGCUUGGAUAUUUCAAAAUGUUGUGACUUUUUUUUUUUUUUUUUUUUUUUAAGCACAAAAACCAAAGUAGUUUUAUAAUUUUUAUUUUUAAGAUUUUUUUUUUAUUAUUUUCAUACGGCAGAUUGUGGUUGUGUGAUUGUAUGUGCAUGUUUAUUGGAGUUCUGCCCAUUUAAGAGUGCAGAUUGGUGAGUUCUUAGUUCGAAAUGUUCCAGCAUGUGCUAUUUUGACAUGGUAUGGUGUGUUAGCUGUGCAUUGUUUGUAUAUAUGAGAGUGAUAGUUUGUGCCUGGGUCUCUGUGACCCUUUUGUCUUAGCUAGCCUGUGGUUGCUAUUGUUUGAGUAAAUGUGAAGGAAGAGGUAGCAAUACCUACAUGUUGUGUUUCCUUCCCUAAUGGGUGCAGUUUGGCUCUCCAUUUUCCUUUUACGUGAGUGUGUGAGAGCGAUGCGCGUCACAAUGACUAUCUUUGUGUGUUGGUGUCUCCCCAGAUUAUUUUAACCACUGCUCAUCAGCACAAAGCUUCUAAAGGGUAAUCGGAGACCCUUGAGAGCUUGGGAAAGUGCAUUAAUGGGAGAGGUCAAAGGAUAAAGUUAUUUUAAGACACUCCUUGUACAUAAUAUAUAUUCAUUUAUUGGGUUUUACUGUGUAUCACACCCCGAGUCUGUGUGUUGGUUAAAAACGAGACCAAGUCCACAGCGUCCCUUUGGCAAUGACGGGGUUAACUGCUUUAAUCCGUUAGCCCAUUGUCUGUCUGCAACAUUAUCAUUAAGCAUUUUUGGCUUAUUUUUGUUCAAAUAGUUUUUUUGUUUAAAUUGGCAAUGCAGUUUCAAAAGGUAAUACCCUGUUAUUUUCCACAUGAUACAAACUCCUUACUCCCACCCUGAAUAGAACUUUCUUUGAGCACCGGGAUGUGUACAUUUAAUAAUGAAAUCCACUUUUACCUUCCUGCUUUCCCUAUAAGAUGCGCACAUUAUGUAGUGCUACCUGCGUGAAGCAAUUGGAUAAUCCUUUGCGACCCUGCAGGCCCCCACUAUCUCAAAAAGAAUCUUGUGCAGCACACACAGGCUCGGGGCAUACUGACCAAAUGCAAUUUUUGUAAUUAAUGCUUUUUUAUUGUAUAAAAUAGAAUAAAAUGUUAUAAAGCAGAAGGAGGACCUCCCAUGCCUCCAGAUAUCACAUUCUCCUGGCCUGUGAUUUGUUGGGCAGAGGGCUUGGAUAAUGUAGGCUGGGGUUUAACUGAUUUAGUAAUGAUGCAUUAAGGUGGCAUAUUGUGUUGAGUUGCUCCCUUUGUCACAAUUGUUUUAUAUAUUGUAUGAAAUAGUUUGAUAUUUUUUUUUUUUUUUUUUUUUUUUUAAGACCCUUGUUUGUGAAAUGUAUUUAGCAGUGUAUAUAGUAAAGUGAGUAUAUGCACAUUUGACAUUUUAUAUUGGAAAAUCAUAUCUAUUAAAACUAUUGACCACGCA